CAAUGUGACAGUAGAAGAAGACCAACAUAGCCGCAGCAGGCUAGUGUGGUUGGUCACAAUAGACGAAACUGGCUUUAUUUCUAUGAAUAUCAAAGAUGGAAGAUAAAAGAAGAUAAAACUCCAGGAAAACAACAGUUAUCACUUUGUGGUCUGCAUUGGUUUCAAAUAUCUUGCAGUGAUGGCAACAGAGGAAGAAAUCAAUUUGCUGGUCAUCGUUGUGGAUGUGAAUCCGAUAUGGUGGGGGCAGCAAGCUCAACGUGAGACAGAGCUCACCUUGUCGAAGUGUCUGGAUGCAGUGAUGGUGCUGGGCAACUGCCACAUGGCCAUGGCCAGGACGAACAGGCUGGCUGUUAUCGCCAGCCACUGUCAGGACAGUCACUUCCUGUAUCCCAGUAAGAGCUGGAGAUCGGGGGACGGCAGUUUGGAUGAUGCAUCCUCCAGUGGGGAUGGAAAAUAUGAACUCCUGUCAGUUGCGAAUAACCUAAUUGCUGAAGAGAUCAGGAAGGUUAUGACAAAAACUGAGGUGAUGGGAAAUUCAACCGAUACUUUGUUGGCUGGGACACUUGCCAAAGCUCUCUGCUAUAUUAACAGGGUCUCAAAAGAGGUUGAAGCUGGACAGGACAUAAAAUCAAGAAUAUUGGUUAUAAAAGCAGCCGAGGACUGUGCCCGCCAGUACAUGAACUUCAUGAAUGUCAUUUUUGCUUCCCAAAAGCAGAACAUCCUGAUUGAUGCCUGCGUGUUGGACUCAGACUCAGGUCUCCUGCAGCAGGCUUGCGAUAUAACUGGAGGAUUGUACCUCAAGAUACCACAGAAAGUUGCCCUGGCACAAUACCUUUUGUGGGUGUUCCUGCCUGACUCUGAGCAGCGUUCACAGCUGGUGCUGCCACCGCCUGCACACGUGGACUACAGAGCUGCAUGUUUCUGCCACCGUAACCUCAUUGAGAUUGGCUACGUGUGCUCAGUUUGUCUGUCAAUAUUCUGCAACUUCAGCCCCAUCUGCACAACCUGCGAGACUGCCUUCAAAAUCCAACUACCACAGAUGGUUAAGCCCAAAAAGAAGAAACUCAAGCAAACUACAUGACUUCUGUUAGGAUUACACUAUUGUAGUGAAUAUAGUUUGUUUCCUUUUUGGAUGAGCAGAUGAUACCAUUCUGUUUUGUUUAUAUUUGUAACAAACUUCCGUGACAUCCUGGAGAUGUCUUUGAGGCUGUUGGACCAUGUGAACAUGUUCACCUGACUGACGUUGACUGUCUUAACAUAUACAUAGGCUGAUUACUUUACUUAACUGUUCGCCCAAAAAUAUUCCUCUCUCAGUACAAGAGAUUCAAUUUCAUCUCAACCGGUCUAUUAUUUCUUCUUUGUAGAUACAAAAUGUUUUCCAGAAAAGUUUGGUCGAUACGUAUAUAUGUAACGUAUGCAACGUGCACUCAAACAUUUGGUUGGUUUAACAUUUGCUCGUGGGUCUUGAUUUAAGUGUGGUUGUUUUGUUCAUAUUGAUAGA
Molecule: messenger RNA, 1501 nt
Organism: Anoplopoma fimbria (sablefish)
Lineage: Eukaryota; Metazoa; Chordata; Actinopteri; Perciformes; Anoplopomatidae
Gene: gtf2h3
Product: general transcription factor IIH, polypeptide 3
Exons: 14
Coding region: 179-1081 (300 amino acids)
Biological process (GO): regulation of DNA-templated transcription; nucleotide-excision repair
Cellular component (GO): transcription factor TFIIH holo complex; transcription factor TFIIH core complex
Source: RefSeq, a predicted model, not a curated record